This is a messenger RNA of Ctenopharyngodon idella (grass carp), 2215 nucleotides long. Its product is annotated as gastrula zinc finger protein XlCGF8.2DB-like. Lineage: Eukaryota; Metazoa; Chordata; Actinopteri; Cypriniformes; Xenocyprididae. Bases 506 to 1549 code for a protein of 347 amino acids. The transcript has 3 exons. The record is from RefSeq and is a predicted model, not a curated record.
CAUUGCCAUUUUGUUUUAUAAAUGCUUAAAGUUAUUUACCUGAGCUUCACCAAAAUCAGUUUUCAGCUCUUUAACAUCUCCCUAUAAUGAUUACACAAAUUAUUUUAAAAACUGAGGCUGAUUUUCUAAAUGUUAUGAUGUACAAAAGGAUACCAGGAGUGACCUGUACCACAGUUUGAGAAACACUGCUCUACAUCAGUUAGUGUGGACUGAAACAUUAAUCAUAAAUUUGUACAUUAAACAAUCAGUCAUCAAUCUGUCUCUGUUGUAUAUUAACAUCAUUGCAUGUAUUUAAACAUGUAUUUCACUUAUAUUUCACGUCUUUAAUUGAAUGUGUUUUUUGUAUGAAGCCUACAUUUCUAUGCACUGUGACCAGGACUUUUAUUUUGGUAUGGCGUUGUGACGUCAUAAAGCUGCGCCGAGCAACGCUGCGUCUGUUGUGAAUCGAAUAAAGAAAGGAAAACUCCUGGAGAAGCUGAGAUCCACAUGACACACUAUUAUAAAGAUGGCGUUUAUUAAAGAGGAGAAUGAAGACAUAAAGAUUGAAGAAGCAUCCAGCGUGAAACAUGAAGAUACUGAAGAACAAACAGACCUGAUGCAGCUGAAAGAGGAGAGUCAAGAACUGGAUGAAUUUGAAGUAAAAAGUCAUUAUAGAAAAGAUCAUGAUUUCAGAACUGGAAAAAAAACUUUUAAUUGCUCAAUAAAAAAAAAGGUUUCCUCACGAAAAAGAGCUCUGAUUACAGAAACUAUAAGUGACUUUACCUGCCAACAGUGUGGAAAGUGUUUCACCCGAAAAGCAAGCCUUAAUGUCCACAUGAGAAUUCACUCUGGAGAGAAGCCUUUCACCUGCCAACAGUGUGGAAAGAAUUACACUCAAAAAUCAAACCUUAACAUCCACAUGAGAAUUCACACUGGAGAAAACCCAUUCAACUGCCAACAGUGUGGAAAGAUUUUCAGUCAAAAACGAAACCUUGAAGUCCACAUGAGAGUUCACACUGGAGAGAAGCCUUUUACCUGCCAACAGUGUGGAAACAGUUUCACUCAUAAAUCAAGCCUUAAUGUCCACAUGAGAGUUCACACUGGAGAAAACCCAUUCACCUGCCAACAGUGUGGAAAGAUUUUCAGUCGAAAACGAAACCUUCAAGUCCACAUGAGAAUUCACACUGGAGAGAAGCCUUACACCUGCCAACAGUGUGGAAACAGUUUCACUCAAAACUCACACUUCAACAUCCACAUGAGAGUUCACACUGGAGAGAAGCCUUUUACCUGCCAACAGUGUGGAAUCAGUUUCACUCAAAAAUCAAACCUUAAUGUCCACAUGAGAGUUCACACUGGAGAAAACCCAUUCACUUGCCAGCAGUGUGGAAAGAAUUUCAGUCAAAAACGAAACCUUGAGGUACACAUGAGAAUUCACACUGGAGAGAAGCCUUUUACCUGCAGUCUGUGUGGGAAGAGCUUCACACAAAAACAAAAUCUACAGAUUCACAUGAGAACUCACACUGGAGAGAAAGACAUUCACGUGAUCAGUGUGGAAAGAGUUCAGAUGUAAAAUAACUCUUAAAACACACGAGCACUCACUCGUCAUGCGCCUUCCCUAUUAAACAUACAGAAAAAGUGUUACACUUUCUUUGUAACGUGUAUACUCAAUAUUUGACUUCAUAACUUGUUCAAAUUUGUAUAUUUUUUUACACUAAUGCAUCGCUUUGCUUCAGAAGGCCUUUAUUAACCCCUCAGAGCCGUAUGGAGCACAUAUUUAUGAUGUAUGGAUGUGAAUGGAAGCUUUUUCUUCAGCUCAUACUCAUUGACCCCAUUCACUGCCAUUAUAAAGCCUGGAUGUGUCAGGAUAUUUAUUAAUAUUUCUUUGAUUAUGUUCAUCAGGAACAAGAAACCGUAGAAAUGCAUAAUUCCCAGUCAAAGGAUGUGAACAGCUUUGAAUAUAACGUCAUGUGUUGUCAUCUCAAGAUUCCAGUAAAUACGAGGUGGCGUGAAUGCAGCAUAAGAAUCAAACAAUUUUUGUAAAAAGCACAACUUUUGAAUUUUUGAUUAUAUUAUAGGGAGAUUAUUUUAAAAACUGAGGCUGAUUUUCUAAAUGUUAUGAUGUACAAAAGGAUACCAGGAGUGACCUGUACCACAGUUUGAGAAACACUGCUCUACAUCAGUUAGUGUGGACUGAAACAUUAAUCAUAAAUUUGUACAUUAAACAAUCAGUCAUCAA